Molecule: messenger RNA, 1797 nt
Organism: Exophiala bonariae
Lineage: Eukaryota; Fungi; Ascomycota; Eurotiomycetes; Chaetothyriales; Herpotrichiellaceae
Exons: 2
Coding region: 1-1797 (598 amino acids)
Molecular function (GO): NADH dehydrogenase activity
Source: RefSeq, a predicted model, not a curated record
AUGCGUCUUCGGGCACUGGGACUGCCUCGAUGGCAACGUGGGCGGGAUCUAGUCUGUAGACAGACUCUGUUUCAACAUUCUACCCGUACAGUUCUCUGUGCGUCUCAGAGGCGUGCAUAUGCUACUCCUGUUGAACCUCCCCAACAAUUAAAGAACGACACGAGAGAGAAAGUCGUCAUCUUGGGGAGUGGAUGGGCAGGCUACGUCCUCUCUCGCCAUCUCGACCCGAAGAAAUAUCGCGUCCUCAUUGUCUCACCUCGAUCAUACUUCGUCUUUACCCCUCUCCUGAACGACACCACCGUCGGCACACUCGAGUUCCGAAACGUUUUGGAGUCCGUGAGAAAGAGAAACAGUAAGGUGGAAUACGUACAGGGAUGGGCUGACGACGUCAAUUUCGUCGACAAGUUCAUCACCGUGGAGCCCUCCGUCCUGGAUCCAGAUGUUGGACAUGCCCUCACAGGACCCAGGAAAGUGAAUGAAGAACGUACGAAUGAUGUACUGGAAAGAACCCUCCACGCUGGAGGGACGAGCAAGACCCAAGUCCCUACAUUCCCAGUGUCCUACGACAAAUUGGUCAUCGCAGUGGGAUGCUACAGCCAAACCUUCAACACAAAGGGAGUCCGCGAGAACGCCAUGUUCUUGAAAGACGUACGUGACGCACAAGCCAUCCGGCGACGCAUCUUGGAACUCUUUGAAUUGGCGCGACUCCCCAUCAUCCCGGAAGAAACGAAGCGCUACCUGCUACACUUCGCCAUCGUUGGCGGCGGGCCCACAGGCAUGGAGUUUGCCGCGUGUCUCUCAGACCUAAUCCGUGACGACAUUAGCCGCCUCCACCCACAACUCCUCAAAUACAUCCAGAUAACGCUCUACGACGUCGCGCCCAAAGUCCUGCCCAUGUUCGACGCCAGCCUCGCCGACUAUGCUGUAAAACAGUAUAAACGGCAGAACGUGCAGAUCAAGACCAGCCACGAUGUCGAAGAGCUACGCAAGGGCUUCCCGAACGACCCCGAGGCGCGACAGAACCAAGCCAACCAGGUCAAAGGCCGCGUUUACACCAUCCGCACGAAACAGGAGGGCGACGUCGGCAUUGGGUUGUGCGUAUGGUCAACUGGGAACAAAAACAACCCAUUCAUUGAGAAGGCGCUCAACCACGUACGUCGCUUCCCCGUGCGCUCGGCGCAGAUCACUCAGGGCGGUGCCACGGCCGUCGAGAACCCCAAUACGCGGCAGUGGAUCAUCGAGCGCGACGCGCGGUCCGGCUCCCUCCUCAUCGACGACCACUUCCGCGUCAACCUGACAACGGACGCAGCAAUCGACGCCGAAGUCAACGGCGAUCCGGACCACGGUCACGAUCCACAGCCCCACGCCUACGUGAAAGAUGUAUUCGCGCUCGGCGACGCCACGAAGCUCAAGUCCGGCGCCCUCCCGGCCACCGCGCAGGUCGCGAACCAGCAGGCCCUGUGGCUCGCCAAAGCCCUGAAUAAAUACCCGGACCCCGAGGCGUUUGCGCAGAAUAAAGGGUUCACGUUCCGCAAUCUGGGCGUUUUCACCUACAUCGGUGGUGCCAAGGCUGUUCUGCAAGGCCCGCCGGUUUCGGGGCGUGGUGGGAAUGGAAACGGGAAUGGGAAUGGAGGGGUGGCGAGUAAAGCGUCUGGGUUGAAUUUCAGGGGUUGGAUCGCUUUCUUACUGUGGCGCGGUGCAUACCUCACGAUGACGCUUAGUUGGAGGAAUAAAUUCCUCGUGCCCAUUCAGUGGGUUGCUGUUAAGCUAUUUGGGAGAGAUGUGAGCCGGUUCUGA